Molecule: messenger RNA, 195 nt
Organism: Coccidioides immitis RS
Lineage: Eukaryota; Fungi; Ascomycota; Eurotiomycetes; Onygenales; Onygenaceae
Exons: 1
Coding region: 1-195 (64 amino acids)
Source: RefSeq, a predicted model, not a curated record
AUGCUACUUAAACAUAAAGACAAGAUGCAUAUGCUGAAUGAAGCACUCAUAUUAUAUAAGAGAUUGGCCAAGAAAGUUAUUCAAGAUAAUCAAGAUAAUCAAGAUUCUUCAGAGAUUAUACAGAAAGAGAUUGCAAGCCUGCUAAAUUCACUACUUAAUUCAAACAAGAAACAGAAAAUGUGUCAACAUUAUUAA